Molecule: messenger RNA, 951 nt
Organism: Neodiprion virginianus
Lineage: Eukaryota; Metazoa; Arthropoda; Insecta; Hymenoptera; Diprionidae
Exons: 2
Coding region: 1-951 (316 amino acids)
Source: RefSeq, a predicted model, not a curated record
AUGGUGCCCCGGGUGAGGAACGCGCUCGUCCUCCCAAAACUCACCUCGCGUCUCCCAUCGGAUAGAUUUGGCGAUCUAGAUUUGCGACAAUUUGAGGGUCUUGCGCUGGUGGAUCCGGACUUUUCGGUUUCCCAAGAUGUAGACGUGAUUUUGGGUGCUGAUGUUUAUGGCCAGUUGCUCCGUCCCGGCUUGAAACGGUUCCCUACCUCACAACUUGUCGCUCAAAGUACGGCUUUUGGUUGGGUGAUUUCCGGUAUGGUGCGGUCCGACAAACGGCGGGCGGACAGGGCUCACUCUUCCUUGCCAACACGGGCACUUCAUUGCUUGGGUGAGCCGGAUUUGGAGCGGGCCCUGCGGCGCUUUUGGUCUCUCGAGGAGAUUGCUCCGAAUUCGGGUGGAUUGACGCCCGAGGACGAGAUGGCUGAGCAUUUGUUCGGGGAGGCUCAUAGUCGCGAAUCGCGAGGUCGGUGCGGGGUCCGGCUUCCUGUGGGACCGGAGCAUCCUAGGGUGGCUAACGAGACUGGAUCAAUGGCGCUUAAAUCUCUCUCUGGUAUGCAACGUCGACUGUCGCGAGACGCUAGAUUGGCUGAGGCAUACGGUAGCUUCAUGAGGGACUACGAACGCCUGGGACAUAUGACUCGAGUCCCGGCCUCAGAAAUACGGUGCGAGGAAGCGUGGUACCUUCCACAUCACGCAGUGAUUCAGGCUUCAGGUGACAAAUGGAAACUUCGCGUUGUGUUUGAUGCCUCUCGGAAAACUCGCGAAGGGCACUGUCUGAAUAACUUUUUGUGGUCAGGACCCCCCCCUCCAGAGCGAUCUGUCAUUGAUCCUCUUAAAUUGGCGAAAAUACCGUUUUGCGUUUAUCGCGGACAUGGUGAGGGUGUUCCGGCGGGCUCUGGUUGGGCGCGAGGACCGGGAUCUGCAGAGGGUUGUGUGGGCGACGACCGCUGA